Messenger RNA from Ornithodoros turicata, 2419 nucleotides. RefSeq names its product neprilysin-1-like. Bases 80 to 2380 code for a protein of 766 amino acids. The transcript has 3 exons. Lineage: Eukaryota; Metazoa; Arthropoda; Arachnida; Ixodida; Argasidae. Gene Ontology annotation, molecular function: metalloendopeptidase activity. Gene Ontology annotation, cellular component: plasma membrane. Gene Ontology annotation, biological process: protein processing. The record is from RefSeq and is a predicted model, not a curated record.
UACGAGCUGCGUAGCGCGCGCAUUUCGUUUGCACCUUCAUUUUCGCAAGAACAACCACCGAGAACAGAUCCUGCGGACGAUGCGCAGGCGGACAUUAAUGCUCAGCAUCAUCACCGCCUCCAUCGUCUGUUCCACAGGAUUCCUGGGGAGUGUCAUCAUCCGCAAGUUCAGUGAGAUGCGCCAAGAAGGCUUAGCCCUCAGACAAUCCACAGCUUGGGCCCAUGCGUCUUCUGAAAUGCCGAAGCCGUUGAACUUGUUCGACAAGGCAAGGCAGAAGAUUAAACAAGGAACCGCGAUGGCUGCCUCCACUUUCCAUCCCACUGCCAGCAUCCUGAAGAAGAAUGGUUCUGUCUGCAGCCAUCCCGUCUGCCGUAAACAGGCCACGUAUCUUCGCGGCAAAAUAGAUGAGACGCAAGAACCCUGCGAGGACUUCUACAGCUAUGUCUGCUCUGCUAAGUGGUCUGGGAAGGACCGAACUGCGGACACAGCCACGUAUCAAGAUCAAACAACGGGCAAACUGUUAUACGACCUGCAGAAAAUGUUCCACCGAUACUUCGAGCACCACAAUACGACAUAUUACAACUUCCCCAGUGCGUUCGUCAGUCAAGCCUUGUUCUUCGUUCCCAACUGCACUUCCAUCUACAGUCGCAACGGUGUCGGCUGGGACCCUUGGCAAGAACUACUUACGAGGCUCGGCUUAGAUGGCUGGCCAUUCUCCUUCAGCCUCGAAAAAAGGAAUGUCUCUCAGAUCGCUGGUCUCGUGGACGGAACGUUAGGUGUUUUCCCGUUUGUGGAACUCCUCUUAGCGAACGAGUACGACGGACACUAUGUCAUCCAGCUGGACACUCCUCAAACUGUGCUACGUCGCCAUCAGCUCUGGUACACCCACGAAAAUCUCUUCAACUACACGCAACUCGUAGCCCGCGCGUUCAGUACGCUCAGGGUCAUCAAGAACGUCGAGAUCCUCGCCGAAAACAUAGCCAUCCUUGAACUCCGACUCGAAGACGCGAUUAGUCUUAAGAAAUUUGUUCCUAUACAGAACAGGCCAAAAGUCAUCAGCCAGAUUCCGCACAGCGCAAAGUGGUCAUGGUCCCGCUACCUCAACGCCAUCUUUGGGUACUCUGUAAGCAUGGGUGUCCAUGCAGAAGUGCUGGCUCAAGAGUACUUCAGUGAUCUGGCGGUCAUCAUGGACAACACUUCUUAUACUACACUAGCUAACUACAUUGGUUUCCGCACCAUGGUUCACCUCUCAGCAGUUCUUCCUGAUGAGGUGGAGUUUCUUGUGCCAUUGAGCCACGAUCACCCAAUUGUCGGCGUCGGCGAAAGAUUUCAAGCGUGCACACGUCUCCUCGAGCGCAUGUACCCGUACGGCGUGAGAGUCUUCCUGCGCAUGACGCUUGGUGAUCCUGACCCUCUGCGAUACUCACCUAUCCUGGACACAGACAUGACCAGCAUGUUCAACAUCACUCAGCAGCUUGUUGCCAACUUGGUCAGCAACGCUUUCUGGUUUAACCCCGUGGAGCGCCUUAUCGCCAGACAGAAGAUUAUGAAUGUCGCCUUCGAUUUCAUGGGGACCGUCAAAGAUCUGAGUCUUCCCGCGCUCUACUACGGUACCAAAGUUCCACCGUUUAACGGCAAAAAAGUGCUACAAAGCUUCUUCGUUAUCCAGUCCAACACCAAGCGAAUCUACUACGACCCCUGGCACAGAACGAUGGACUUUGACAACCAGUACCACAUCAGCAGUCUCCGGCCAGACUUUGAGUACAUCUACGGCAAGAACGCCUUGUACAUUCCGUACGCGGUAGUCGCUUUCCUGCGGGAAGUCGCAGGCACGAUGGAGCCCAUCUUCGCGCCGAUUGUGGCUCAGUUUGUCUUAAGAGGGCUUUAUAAGGCAGUCGACGAAAGCGGAUCUUCCGUAGAUCAUCAUACCAGGACUAGGGAGUGGUGGAGCACAGAGACCACUAGGAAGUACAGUUACAUCAAAGACUGUUUCUUCAAACAGUACAAGUCUGAAAUGGCGGUUAAGUCGCCGGAUAUAGAUAUCAUAACAGAUAUGGACAGCAACAUCGUCGAUAAUGGCAUCAUGGUACCGCUUUACGACUACUACCUCACACUUCUAGGCAUGGACUCUGAAACAGCCAGGAGGACUCGCGCGCCGUUUGGAACGUUUACGGUUGAACAGUUGUUCUUCAUCUAUUUCGCUAUCAGUCGGUGUGACCAACGCGGUGCUGAGUUUGCAAAGCGACAGUUGGGGUUUGGAUUAACGCCGGCCAACAUCAAGGUUAAUUUGCCGCUGAAGAACUUUCCCAAGUUCGCCGAGGCCUUUGGGUGUCAGCGUGGAAACGAGAUGUGUCCUCAGGACAGGUGCUUGAUUUGGUAGAAAGCGGUGGAGAGGGGGAAUAAAGCUCGGUCAGAGAUA